AUGGAGCAGAUCCUGGAUAAGGCAGCUCAAUCAGGAGACAUAAACGCCUUGUAUGAAUCACUCCGGCAGGAUCCAACCCUUCUGGAUAAAUAUGAUGAGCCAUCAUUUGUGGAUACGCCUGCACACAUAGCAGCAGCUGCUGGCUCCACCCACUUUGCCGUUGAAGUCCUAAGGUUAAAGCCAUCAUUCCGCACGAAGCUCAACCCGGACGGGUAUAGUCCACUGGACUUGGCACUUCGAAGAGGCAAAAAUAGAACAGUAAAAUGGCUCAUCAAGCAUGAUCCUGAGCUCAUUCGCGUCAAAGGAAGAGAGGGGUUUACACCUUUGCACUAUGUAGCUGAAGUGGGUGAUGCUGAGCUUUUGGCCGAUCUUCUAGGCGCCUGUCCACAAUCCAUUCAAGAUUUGACAAUUCGAGGAGAAACGGCUGUUCAUAUUGCUGUGAGAAAUGAAAAUGCCAGGGCUUUACAGGUGCUUUUAGGUUGGCUCAAGAGAGGAAACAUUAAUGGACAGAUCCUGAACUGGAAAGAUGAGAAUGGAGAGACAGCCUUGCAUAUUGUAGCCUCUACAAAUAAUUUUGAGGCUGUAAAGUUCUUGAUGAACGGAGUGAAAAUAAAUGAACAGAACUUCGAAGGAUUAACAUGCCUCGAUACUUUUAUGGGACUCGCAAUCACAGGAGAUGAGAGAAUUGCUAAAGCUUUACGCUGUGCAGGGGCUAAAAGAUCGUUGUCUCUACGUCCAGCUAAAACAUUCGCUGAUAUUUUGAGUUCAAAGGAACCAUUCACCAGAAAAGUUUUCAGGCAAAUGGUUGAUCUUGAUGCUAGUAUAGAUGGCUUGUCAAGUGAGAUGCGAAAUGCCCUUCUUGUGGUAGCUGUAUUAUUUCUGACUGCUGCCUAUGAAGCUGUACUAACCCCUCCGGGUGGAACUUCACCAGGAGGUGAUAGCAAUUCAUUUUCGAACCAGCCUUGCAAUAUUUCUUCUAGUUCAAGUUUUGCCAGUAUCAGUAGACCUGAAGACACCAAUAACACCAGAGGAGCAGCACAAAUGGGCGGAAUAAAUUUCGCAAUUUUUGUUUACUUGAACACAAUAAUCUUUGCAGCCUCCCUUCGAAUUAUCUUCCGUUUGCUCCCCAGAACCCUUUAUUAUUAUAUGGGAUGUGUCGGAAUAGCUCUAUCACUUAGCUAUUCUAUUUCAAUAAUCCUCAUAGCACCAACUUCAAUUCCUAUUCUGGCAUUUGCUAUGUUGUUGAUCUUGACGGGUUCUGUGAUUAUUUCCAUGACUCUCGCUCUUUCUUCAGUACAAGCUUUCAUGUCAGCGGAUACUUCACCAAAAUCUGUAGCAGAUGUGGUCAAUACCUGCAGAUCAUCUCCACUUGAUCAUCAGUCCGAUGUUGAUACUUUAUGGGAAGCUCACCAACCAAACUCUCCUUCUGUACUCGAUAAUUCUACUGAUGUGCCUCGACGUGGAGCUGAAAAAUCUGCUUCUAUCUCUUGUGAAGUGCUUUCAUGUAAGGCUGAUGAUCUGUGCUUCUGGUUCUUAAUCUCUCAUGUGCCUUCGUGUGAAGGAGACAAAUCUGUUUCUCUCUGUGUGCUCAAUUGUUCUGAUGAUGUGCCUUCAUGUGAAGCUAACAAAUCAACUUCUUGA
Coffea eugenioides is the source of this 1641-nucleotide messenger RNA. Its product is annotated as ankyrin repeat-containing protein BDA1-like. The transcript has 3 exons. NCBI's taxonomy places the organism in Eukaryota, Viridiplantae, Streptophyta, Magnoliopsida, Gentianales, Rubiaceae. The record is from RefSeq and is a predicted model, not a curated record. Gene Ontology annotation, molecular function: protein binding. Bases 1 to 1641 code for a protein of 546 amino acids.